GUUCGACACAAGUGACCAGAGUAACAACGCGCGGCCAAGGUCGAUUCACAAGGCCGAUAGCUUACUCUACUAACAUUUCCAAUAGCCCCUGGCUGAUCGAAUGAUACUUGUAUAACAAUAAUUAAAGAAAAGUAAAGACAGAUAGAAAAACAUUAGAUAGUCUAGCAGCAUCGGUACCUCGUAGGUAUUUUCGAGUAAUGCAUCAUGGCCAACUGCAUGGAAUGGUAGUUCCCCUCCGACAUAUACCUUUCUUGCAAUAAGCCAAACUGCAUACCAAGUCACACUACUUUAUGGUUACUAUCGUAACGCAUCACCCAGUCCAGUCUAGGCAUCCAUAUUUCUCAAUUUUCUGUAUGUCUUGUACUAAUCAAUGAUGUUCUGUCGUAUCAUUCUAGGCCUUGGUUUAGGAGUGGCUUGUCUGCUAUGGCACUCACCAUCCCGUUGCGGCCUGACGGGAAGUGACAUCUCUUGUUUAGCCCAUGCGCUCUACUGGUCCAUUCCUUAGCAACGUUGUCGCAAAUCUACUUUUUCCUAUGCUCGCCCAAUGGCGUGACAGGUCGCAGUGGGAGGGACAUUCGAUAGUUACUCGACGAGGGGAGCUGAAGGGAAAGCCACUCGAUGGGGUAGAAGGGCGUUUGGACCAAUCAGCAGCGCCCGUGAUGAUGGGUGCGCGUUUUACAUUGCUCACUGGUUGCCGGCGUCCCAAUGUCCGUUAUGGUAUCUAUUGCAUACACUGCGAGAGGGUGUUGUACCUUACAGGAAGGGGAGAUAGACGAAGCGUAAGCUUAGGUGUAUCCCUCCGUACCAAGAAGUAACUAUA
Messenger RNA from Aaosphaeria arxii CBS 175.79, 820 nucleotides. RefSeq lists its product as uncharacterized. The record is from RefSeq and is a predicted model, not a curated record. NCBI's taxonomy places the organism in Eukaryota, Fungi, Ascomycota, Dothideomycetes, Pleosporales. The coding region runs from base 480 to 815 and encodes 111 amino acids. The transcript has a single exon.